GCUUACUUGUUAUAACAAUUUACUCUGGCUAUUCUUCAAUAAUGUGACCUUAAACUUAUAAACGCCCCUAUUUAGUUCUGCUACGUAAAGCUUGUAAUGAAUACCUUAAAAAAAUAUAUUUGUAAUUAUGUAUCCCAGAUGUAGAUUAUUACCUAUUCUUUAUAUACUCACUACUACCACUGACAGCGUACAUAACCGUUAAUUAUGCAAUCGCAGGUAGAUUUAAAAAAAAUAUAUGCUUUCGGUAUGCUUUCGGCGGACCUACGGUGGUAUAAAUUCUCGGUACAUUCACCUCCGCAACGCAUUAUCAAUUCUUCUGUUAAAGUAAACGAACUAUCGAACAGAACAACGAAAAGCUCCGAAAAUUACUUGUAACAGUUAACAUUAGCACUAUCGACAAAAAAAUAAAAAAAAUCAUAGCAAUGUCCAGCAAACAGCAAUCCACUCCCGGUACCUCGCUCACCUACGACGUCUUCAUGCAUUUGGAGGAGCUGCGGCGUCCAACUCAGCAGCCACUGCGUCUGAACCAAUCGAAAGUGGCGCUGACCACGCACCUCAUCACCGAAAACAUACAGAAUAUACAAAAGUGCAGCAACGCCGAUUUGAAGGCCAUCACACGGGAGCUGCAAUUCAAGGAGCAGUUGCGCAAGCAAAUCAGCAGCUUGAAAGCGGCAGCAAAGCAGAGUCCAAAACGCAAUCCACUUAAAAGCGAGAAGAGAACGCAGAGCUAACAGCAAGCAGGGUUGCUUAGUUGUUAGCAUAGAAGUAGUUAAUAAGUGGUUCCUUUUGAUUGAAGAGUGGCUCUUUUUAGUAUGCGGAACUAGUCCAUUUUGCAUGCAAUGUAUUUUGUUUUAGGAAAAUUAAUAAAUAGUCAAAAAUAAAUUUAAAGUCAAAAA
Molecule: messenger RNA, 896 nt
Organism: Bactrocera dorsalis (oriental fruit fly)
Lineage: Eukaryota; Metazoa; Arthropoda; Insecta; Diptera; Tephritidae
Exons: 1
Coding region: 423-731 (102 amino acids)
Source: RefSeq, a predicted model, not a curated record